This is a messenger RNA of Plasmodium fragile, 618 nucleotides long. RefSeq lists its product as uncharacterized. Lineage: Eukaryota; Apicomplexa; Aconoidasida; Haemosporida; Plasmodiidae. The transcript has 2 exons. The record is from RefSeq and is a predicted model, not a curated record. Bases 1 to 618 code for a protein of 205 amino acids.
AUGAAGUACUUUAUACACAUCGUUUGUAUGUUCGCGAUCCGCGUAAUCCUUUUCCAACCUCAUGGCACGACCAAUGGCGAACAGGUGAUUAUGCCAAAUGGUUAUUUAAGACAUGGAAACACACAAGGCACCCACAUGCAAGCGGGAACACCGGAAGCGGCAACGGCAGCACAACAACAACACAACAGUGGCGUUAUUCUAGGUACAUCGAGUGCAGGUCAUACAACGGAUUCGCACGACGCUCCGAAGCAAACGAACGACGACGCGGCGAACAUAAAGACCGGCGACCCGGACUUCUGGGGACAGUGGGACAAUGAUACUAAAUCCUGGGAUGUAGGUGACGGAUCCCCAAGUGCAUCAGCAGGAGCAAAACAGGAAGGAGCACAACCCGACAACCAUGCGAAAGCGGGACCCAGUGGCUCGCAAACGGAUAGUUCCCCUGGGACUAAUACUGAAUCGACAAAACUCACAGAUCCAGGCUCCGCAGCGGAUACUCCCUCUGUGCAGAAGGAUGAUGAAACCAAUCAAUCCGGUGUUACAGGAAACCAACCCACACAGAACGGGGCAGGGGAACGACACAGUUCAGACGACUCCAUCGUCUCCUUCUUCUACGAAUGA